Molecule: messenger RNA, 1961 nt
Organism: Oreochromis aureus
Lineage: Eukaryota; Metazoa; Chordata; Actinopteri; Cichliformes; Cichlidae
Product: claudin-7-A-like
Exons: 4
Coding region: 265-906 (213 amino acids)
Biological process (GO): bicellular tight junction assembly; cell adhesion
Cellular component (GO): plasma membrane; bicellular tight junction
Molecular function (GO): structural molecule activity
Source: RefSeq, a predicted model, not a curated record
CGCUAUUCCCUCUCCAUUCAAGGUGCGGCAGCCAAGCAGGUGCGCGAGGAAUCGUCGAGAAAUCAUAUAGCUGUUGUUUGCUAACUUUAUUUUUUUUUAAAGCUAAGGAAAACGUGCCUAGAUAGCAAAAGAGGAGCCAGUUUUUUUCUCGCAAGGAAGCAGACUUGUUUUUUAAAGAAGAGAGAAGUCUGUGUCUUGAGGAGUACCUGAACAGGUGAACAGCGUCCUUUGUGUUUUCAAAGUCAAGUCGGAGAAGAAGUAGAAAUGGCUAACUCGGGUCUUCAGAUUCUGGGAUUCGCCCUGGCUCUUCUGGGCAUGAUUGGACUAGUAGUUGGUACAAUUAUGCCCCAGUGGAAGAUGUCUGCCUACGUCGGGGACAACAUCAUCACUGCGAUCUCCAUGUACGAAGGACUGUGGAUGUCCUGUGCGUUCCAGAGCACAGGUCAAAUGCAGUGUAAAGUGUACGACUCCAUCCUGCAGCUCAACAGUGCCCUUCAGGCAACCCGCGCCCUCAUGAUUGUGAGCAUUAUUGUAACGCUGGCUGGUCUGGGUGUCGCUUGCAUGGGAAUGAAGUGUACCAACUGUGGCGGAGAUGACAAAGUGCGCAAGUCCCGCACUGCAAUGGGUGGUGGAAUUAUUAUCUUGAUUGGAGCUUUGUGUGCCAUUGUUGCCUGCUCUUGGUAUGCGAAUGACAUCAUCCGGGCCUUCUACAAUCCCUUCACCCCUGUCAACACUAAGUAUGAGUUCGGUUCUGCCAUCUUCAUUGCCUGGGCUGGUGCGUUCCUGACCGUUGUGGGAGGUGGCAUUCUGGCAGCAAGCUGUCCAAAAAGCAAAGGGCGUCCAAGUGGACCAAAGUAUCCCAUCUCCAACCCCAGAUCCACUGGUAGCAACAAGGAUUACGUAUGAACAGGAACGUUCCUGGUUUGAGGCUGAAGGAACACUUUAACAUUUACACUUGUCCAACUCAGAGAUUGAAGCAUUGCAAAGAUGUAUCGCAGGAGGUGGAGACCUCACUUUUUAUUUUGUAUUUUAGUUUCACCAGUACUAACCUGUGAUGUUACUCUAUUUUAUUAAAUCCAGUAAAAUAUUUUAAAUGAUGGCUGUUUACUCCUGAGACCAAGAUUAUUGGCUUUGUUUUGUCUGGAUCUGUACCUACUGCUUGCGUGCUUAUAUAAUGUACACCACACCACCACCCACGUACUAUGUCAGUCCUCCCUCAUUCUGCCAAAAUGCGGUACUGUGACACUGGCAGUAGACCCUUUAGAUCAGUUACGGGUUUGGUUCAGUGAACCUCUGCAAUGUGCUUUGGUGUCUGAAGAGCUUUGGGGCGCGCCAGUUGUAAGCAAAUCUUUUUCUUUCUUUUUUUUUUUUCUUUCCCCCUCCAAACUAAAUUCUUCUCAUUGGCAUGUGGCAGCUGUGUUAUCUUGCUGCUGCCAUCAGAGAGUGCCAUAACACAUGAGGGAGCAUAGUGGGUCAAGUUGCCAACAAUGUCAACAAUUGGACAACAAACCCCCCCCCCCCACUCCUGUUUUCAAAAAAAAAAAAAAAAAAAAAAAAACAUUUGUAAGGACUGAAUGCAUAAUAUUUAGUCUGCCAUCCAAGAUGAGAAGCUCUGUGCUACCAAUAUUACACAUUUUGUUUCCCCUGUGUAAACACGACAAAUCAUACAACCACAAACUAUUAUAGCUGUAGUUUUGUUUUUGUUUUUGUUUGUUUGUUUGUUUGUUUUGUUUUUUAAUCAUUUGCAGGAGUGAAUUUGGAACUACAAAUACAGAUUUUUCAAAAUUUCUAGUGUUUUGCUGAGAAAUGUUGUGACCUUGUUUUUGACUUUUUCUGUCUUGAUUACUGUUGUUUUGUGUUUUGUCACAAUAUCUGUUGCAUACAAUAAAUUUUCAGUUUUUAAAAAGAUUUUUUUUUUUUUUUUUAUUGUAAAUUUGUGUUGUACAUUAAAAAUGGAAAGA